Messenger RNA from Linum trigynum, 441 nucleotides. NCBI's taxonomy places the organism in Eukaryota, Viridiplantae, Streptophyta, Magnoliopsida, Malpighiales, Linaceae. The record is from the annotation of a GenBank genome assembly.
AUGGGCAUCCUGGUCGACGCUCUCUUGUACGAGGUGAACUCGUUAGCGGGAUGGAAAAAUCUCGAUGGUGUGGGGAAGAAAAAAGGAUUGAAUGAUGGCUUCAAGUCAAUAGAUGUAGAGCUUCCCCAUCCCAUUGAGAUACUUAAUAGACAAAGGGAGUCGCGAGGAGGGAAAAUAAAGACUUGUGAGAAGGUACUGCAAUGGGAUUUUGGAAAGGAAGGAGGAGGAAGGCGGAGUGAAGCAGUGGAAGGGGAGGAGUUGUGUGGGCCAAAUAUGGGCCCAAUUAGUAGAGCACCUAUAUUGGAGGGUGAUGAUGGCUUUGGGCCAGUAGACAUGAGUCGGUAUUUGGGUGGGCUAAUGGGCUCAAAGUGGAUGAAGGCUCGGUCAACCUUGGUGCGCCGGGCGGAGGAAGACCCACCUAUAAGAGUUGGUCGUGGUUGA